UCAGUCAGUCUCCUUGGGCUGGUGCAACUGUGAAAAUGUGCGCAGCGUGUCGGUUGUGAAAGCCUUGAUUAUUUCCAUAUAUAUUUUAUUUUUCGUUUCACAUUUCACUUAAUUUGUUUGCGCGUUCGUCGCUCGUUCUUCGUUCGUCUGGUGUGAAUAAUAAACUCGUAGAUACUUUGUGUGACGCAGCAGCCCAAUCAAAGUGGAAUUACUUAAACGGCAUUAAUUGUGCGUGGGCUAAAACCCCACUGAAUUGUCUUAAAAAAUACUCGUUAGAUUGGCCAUCUUAAGUGCAUCAGUAGCCAAUAGUGUGUGUGCUUUGUUAGUGUUCGAUACGAACAAAGGAACUAAAGUUCUCUUUGCCAGCGAAUUUUUGGGAUUAUCUAAUACGCAAUCCGUUUGGAGAGAAAACUUACGCGUCAAGCAUAACAACAUUUAUAAAUAGCGGAAAACUACGAAGAAAUCAAAAUGAAUAGUGCAGCAUAGAAAACAAAACCGAUGGAAAUCCAAACAAAAUGUGCAACCAAUCAAUGGAGUUGAACCCCUUAAAAAAAAGAGCCAAUAACUAAAAAUAAAGAAAAGUAAAGCAAAGCCAAAAAGAGACUCUGCCAAGAACUUGGCAACAUCGCAGCGUUGGUCCGAAGAGGACUGGCCAAAAAUAAACCGGCAGCAACAUUCGCUUGCAACUAGAUGUUGUUGCUGUUGCUCGCCUUCAUCAUGCGAUUCGUAGACAUUUCCAAACGCUGUGCCGCCUGCUCGAGGGCCGGAAUCGAUUGCCCGCACAACGGCAACAGCAACACCAAUCCGCGCGGUGAUGCCAACGGCAACACUGCCUGCUGGCAACAUGUUGCCGGUGCCACCAGCAACAGCAGCAGCACCAGCAGCGGCUGCGACAGCAACAGCUCCUCCAAGGAGAAUUACUAUGUGCCACAGCACCAACAUCGUCAGAGGGCAAAGCCCACCAGCAACAAUGGGGUGACCCCGCAGCAACUGGAGCAAAUACGCUUCUACCAGCGCAUGCAACAGCAGCAAUUGCAACUGUUGCAGCAGCAAUUGCUGCAGCGGCGACGCCUGCAACAGCAAUUGUUGGAGCAGGGCGUGCCAUCACCUCCGGCGACAACCACUACAUCAGCGGGUCUCACCUGCAAUCAACAGUAUUUGCGACAGCAACGACUGCAGCAGCAACCGCAGCAGCAACAGCAGCGAUACGUGGACCACAACAGCAACAAUGACAAUGACUAUCUGAACAAUUAUCUGAACAACAAAAUUAACCAUCAAAACAAUGACAAAGUUGUGGGUCAAGGAACAAAACUUCGACGUGGCAUGACAGAAUUCUCAACAAACAACGAUCACGGCAAACCGCAUUUCACCGCAUCUCAGCAGAAACCGCUUCAGAACUCACCCAUCCACCAGCAAGCAUUCACCCCAUCCAAUCCCAACUCUCACCCACAUUUGCUUCAACGCUUGGCCCAACAGCAGCAGCAUCAGCAGCAAAAUCAUCAACGCCCCCAUAAAUUUCAGCAGACCCUGCCCUUCAGCCAGCUAAACAACGGCAACAACACGGCUGCCCACAUUCUGCCCGGAUCAUCGCCACAUUCCCCGCUCAGCUACCGGAAUCCGCUGAACAGUCCCAGCAAUUCGCCAUUCAGCAACACGGCGCAGUCGACGAUUGGGAAGCGGUACCAGCAGCAACAGCUGACCGAUCGCCUGUUGCAGCAGCAGCAUUUGCAACAGUGCCAGCAGCAGCAACUGCAAUCGCUGGGCAGCGAUGUGGAGGAGGAUGCCGCCGGCGAGGAACUGAGCGAGGAAAGUCUCAAGCAGAAUGUGGCCAUUGUGCUGAGCAACUUGGAUCGGUAUAACAACGCGUUGCGCAGUAUUAUCCUGAAUGAGCAGGUGAGCAGCAGCUUCAUCACUCCCAGCGACAGUCUACUGUUUGGCGAGGAUUCGGGCGGUCUGCUCUAUUGCGACAACGACAAUUCCAGGAAGCAGCAGGGCAACAAUAACUUUGUCCUGGGCAAGAUGGCGGCCACACCGGAGUCGGAUUACAACAGCAAUGCCACCACGCCAGGAGGUCGCAGCAACGAGCAACAGUUGCAGCAGCAACAACUGCAGCAGCAGCAACUUGGGGUAGGUGGGAUGCUUUGUGGUGGUGGCGGGAUGCGGGAAACUACUAAUGGCGGUGGCAACAAUCUCAACUGCUCGUUGGCCUCGUCACACGACUUUACUCACGACAAUUCCGAUUACCAGUGGUUCCUGGACUACGGCUAUCGAGAUGGUUGCGGCGGUAUGCAACGCAGCGUAUUGAGUUCCCUUUCGGCCUCGUACAAUGCAAUGGGCGAUCUCUACUACUACGAGGAUCUUGCCAAGAAUCUGGAUGCCAAUCUGGCCGAGGUGGAUAUGGAGAGUUUUCGGGCCGAGGAUAUACAUUCCUUGCUCUCGCAACUGCCCGCCUAUUGUAAGAGUUUGGGCGGAGCCAACAGUCGCCUGCAGCAAUCGUUGCUCCUUCAGCAGCAGCAACAGCAACAACAGCUACAACAGCAACAGUUGCUGCACCACAGCAACAUGUUGCCGCACAACAUGUCCCAGACGUCGACCACCUCCACCAACGAUCUGAUCGACAACUCCUUCUGCAAGUCGGAGCUGCUCUUUUCGCCGGUGAGGGAGUCGCACAUCUCCGUAGACUCACUGGACAUGGACGCUUAUCCAGAUGACGGGGAGAUCAUCCUGACCUGCAACAAGGACAACUACACAAUCGCCUUCGAGGGCAGUGUGCUUUACUCGGACGAUAGUUUCUAUGCGGAACCUAGUGACCUUGCCGCCAGGAACAAACAGAACUGCAUCAACUUGCACAGCAAUCUGGAGGACAUAGUAAAGCGCAACAAGGCCCUGGAGGUAUCCAUGUCGCGAUCGGCCCAGGCCUUCCAGCCCUUGUGUCCCAUGUCGCCCAAGGGACAGGCGGCCACAGCGGCAGCAGCCAAGUUACAGAGACGCUCGUUAUUCCUUGUUUCGCCCGCCCGCAGGUAUCCCUCUGGGAAUAAUAACACGGAGACCAUUACCAUAACCAGACACCUACCACAGUGUUCCGUGAGGAAGAGCAGCAGUCUGCCCAAUCUGCAGAGCGAGGAAUCCAUGACGGGCAGUUGCUUGAAGGAGCAGCGACAGGGAGAGAGUGGCCAACAGGCGGUUCCGCUGAACGUCUCCCAGGCGAUCAGCACUUCGACCAUGGAGUCGUGCAAGUCGAGGUCCAGAAAUCUUUUGCCCAUGUGCCAGAUGCCCAUAUCCAUCAGCGUGUCCGUUUCGGAGCGGCUGCAGCAACAGGCGGAUCAGCAAGUGCCCAUUCAGCAGAUCACACCCACAUCUCAGCAGCCACAGCAGCAGCAUCACAACUCGCAUCACCAUCGCCACAAGCAUCGCUGCAGUUGCUCGCAGGAGAGUCAGAAUUUCCACAUUUCCGGCUCGGCCUCCUCGGGCAACUCGUCCAAUCCGCCGGCCUUUAAUCUAGUCAAGUUGUUUAUCAAGCAGAAGAGCACCAACAGCAGUGGCGGUCAGGAGGAUUUGGGGGCUCAGGCGAGUGCGCAUACCUGCAUGGAUGUGUCGUCCGGUUGCUGGCCCUCCAGUGAUGCGGCCAGCUCGAGCAGCGGAUCAAUGGAGCAGCGUCUGCGUAAGAAGAGUAUGAACGACUCCGGCAAGGGAUCAGCAGUGAGUCGCCAUGACGAAGAGGAGCACUUCCCGGAGACGGAGACACCCAGGCGUCAGCUGAGAGCCCGAUCCGAGGCAGUAUUCUACGAUGACGUGGGCACCUCCAGUUCGACGGGCUCGUUGACUGCGACCAAUUCACCAGCACAUCGUCGUCGUAGUAUGCCGCUAAGAAAUCCCCAACUGUACCAACUGGCAGCUCAGGUUUCCACUGGCAGCCAGAUGUCCUCGGAGGCGAGUUCGGAGCAGCUGACACAAGUGCCCAGGCGAGCGGAAGCGGGAUGCGGGACCAGCACUCGUCCACUGUCGUGUGCCUCCAGCUCCGAGAUGAUCACACGCUCCAUGCAGACCUCCUGCGGAUCUCUGAGCACCACCAGGAGCAGUCUGAGCGAUCGGUAUCGCUGUGUACCGCCCUCGUUCCUCGAAAAACUUAACAACCUUGGCGAGCAGCGGCAGGCGCCUAUUUACGUUAUCUAUCCGAAUUAUGCCCUGCCCGACUUGGGAUUCGUGAAGACCAAUGCCAGCACAGACGUGAUCUUUUCACCCUUCAACUACAAGAUGACGCUGGAUGGGGCAGCUGGGAGUACCAGUAGCUCGGGAUCUCUAAAGAAGCAACGCAGCAACAGCCAGAGCGUGAGCGAAGAUGAGAUCCUCAAGACGCUGGACUACAAGCACAUAGCCGACUGGCAGUCGCUGGCCACUUUGCUGCCGACGGAGUACCGCCGUCGGUUGCAGCACAUUCCGGAGGUGAAGCAUCUGGUCAGGCAGCUGGAUGCGGAGCUAUCGCAACGUCCGCUCUUCUGUAUGUCCCCACCGCUUCGCCGGAAUCGCACGCACAUCUGUGACUGUGCCAAAUUCUUCCAGGGGCAGCAGACCCAAAUGGACGAGGCCUCCAGCUCGGGAUCGAGUCAGCAGCCCAGCUCUGGCUAUCGUGGCUCAUCCACGCUGCUCACCGACUCCGAGUUGGAUGUGGAUCCGCUCAAGCAGAUGUAUGUGUACCAGUACGAUCAGCAGCGCAUGGAUUCUGGCGUGGAAACGAGUCCUGGUAGUCAGUUAACUCAAACCCCGCCGCAGCCCAUGCCUAGAAGUAUCCUGCGCAAGGCUCACUCCGCGCAGCCGCGCUCCAAGCGUAAUUCCAUGAUCGAGGCACAGCAGACGCAGAAGCUCACCAAGCUGGAAAAGCGCCGCAGUUUGCAGGAGCCACCGCACAACUACGGAUUGGGCUCCAACGACGAACUGGCGGAUGUGUUUGAGGAGGAGGAGCACAGCCAGCAGGCGCAGCCGGUGAAGCAGAGGCUCUCACGCAAGGAUCUGGAUGCCAGGGCUCGGGCUGAGAACUUCCUGGCCUCGUUGCCGCGCUCCGAGCUCAAAUACUACGCCGAGAUCGCGUCCAUCCUAGAGUCUUCCGGCGAGCAGGUGACCUACGAUGCCGCCGCCCUCAAGAAGGAAGUGAGCCGAGUGCUUAGCCAGCAGAAGAAGGUGUCCUUUAAUGACGAGGGCGUGGCGGCUGGACUGCAGCAGCAUGCCAAACGUUUUGCCACGCCUCCCAAUUCCCCCAACAUCUCCGUAGCCCUGAAACGCGAAACAGUGGACGUGCUGGAGCAGCGCAAGAUCGAGAGCAAUCGCUUCAAGCGCCUGCAGAUCCAAUGGGAGCUUAUGAGCAAGGACUCGAGUAUGCUGAAGGAACUGGCCAGUGAGGCGGCCACCAAGAGCGGUGGCUCCACUCCCACCUCGGUCAACUCGACGGGUUCCAACUCGGCGCCAAGGUCAAGGAUUCCACGGCCAGUGAGCUACCCAGCGGGCAGACUAACCAGUGCCCAGGAAGCAGCCAGCGGAUCUAAGGUCGGCACUCGAUCGCCUAGUAGAAUGAUCCAGCCGAAGCGUUACAGCCUGGCCGGCGCGACCACGCCCACUUCCGCAACACCCGCUUCGGCAAGGGCGCGUACACCCACCAACCGAGUGGCGGUGACGGCGCCAAAUACGCCCAAACGUCAAGCGCCCAGACCCACCUCGCGAGUGCGUUGAGCGUCCACACGAGUCCAAGCGUCCAAGUCAUCCCAAUUAGUCAACGGCAGACAACAGACAGCAAACCCCAAACACCCCAAGAAACAAAAAAAAACGACAAAAACAAAACAUAUUCAACAACAAACAAUGCAACAUUGUAAAAUUCUAGAAUAAGGCUUUGUGUGCGGCUCGAUUGCUUAGUUACUGUUGGCCCGGAAGUGAUAUUUAGAUGGGAGAGCAGGGAUAAAGGAUCAGGGAUCACGGAGCGAGAACUGAUAGCGAGAUGUGCUGGUAUAUUUCGAUUGAUUUUGUUGUCCUUAUUUGCGGUAGAGCAGUCGUCUGCGAGAAGUAGCUAAAUUUUCUUUUUUUACAAGUAUACAUAAUGAAAUCUAUACAUAUGCCAAGUACGCGUAAAUUAAACAAAUAUUUUGAUGUAUAUACACACACAUACGAUAUAUAUAUAAAUAUAUAUGUAUGCGUAGACUCGCUUUUCCACUAUCUACUCAAAAUGAAAUGACAAAGUAAACUUUGCUACCCACGGGAAAAAUAAUAAAGUGUAUAAAAUAUUUUCUAUACCCUAUGCAAAAAAGCAUAUACAGUCAAUACUCGAGCAGAAUCCACGGGAGUGGCCUACGAUACACAAAUUACUUGAAUCAUACCAAGCAGGGCAGAAAAAUAAGAUAUAUUGGGUACCCAUAUACAAUAAAUGAAAAGCUCAAGAGCGGAUCCAAUCGAUAUUACGCCCCGGGUGCAUUAGAAUAAACAUUUUUGUUGCUUUUUCCAUGCUCACGCUGAUCCUCUCCCUUGAAGAAAUACGGAGAAUAUUAAGGAAAACAUUUUCCAUAUGGCCUUUAAUUCAUUAGCGAUUGGUUACUGAAUGCUUCGUAGUUUUUGAUUUGAAUUUACUCGCAAACUCAAGUUUUGUUUGCUUUUUAUGCUGAGACUUUUUUUUCGUUUCUAACGAGCUUAUGCUGUUGAGCCCAGGCUCAAAAGUGAUUGCAAAUUGUACGAUAUAUGUUUACCGCUAUACCUACUAUUAAUAUUACUAUUUCAUUUGUAUCUAUUUAAUACCUAUCACUCUGUCUAUGACAUAACUUUAAUUGGUUAUUUAACUGCUGGAAGACAUCGUCUAAUUUAUAAGUCAAAUACUUUUCUAUCCUUAAUUGUAUAGCUAUUCUUAUUGUAUUAUGUACAAGCGGAAGAAACACAUAUUAUAGAUUUGCGGGAGAAUUUAUCACCAAAUGGAUAUGCGGGAGUAUAUUAUGUAUUAAACCGAAAAUAAAAAAUGUAUAAAAAUACAAAAAUCAAUAAAAAUAUUAAUAAACAAACAAAAAGUAUUACGAAAAUAAA
Messenger RNA from Drosophila rhopaloa, 7050 nucleotides. RefSeq lists its product as uncharacterized. The record is from RefSeq and is a predicted model, not a curated record. NCBI's taxonomy places the organism in Eukaryota, Metazoa, Arthropoda, Insecta, Diptera, Drosophilidae.